Molecule: messenger RNA, 339 nt
Organism: Fomitopsis serialis
Lineage: Eukaryota; Fungi; Basidiomycota; Agaricomycetes; Polyporales; Fomitopsidaceae
Exons: 1
Coding region: 50-217 (55 amino acids)
Source: RefSeq, a predicted model, not a curated record
GACGGGAUUCAUCAGACUCGGACUACGACCCUGGGCCUGAGCUGUCAACAUGUGUACAGAGUCUGAGGUAGGUAUGCCGAACUCUCCUCCGAGGGCUAUACGCCCUCCCUCAUCCGGUGUACUCUCGCCGAGAGAUGAGGGCGAACCGGCGGAUGUCAUAGCCGCAGGAUGGCAGAGAAGACCGUCAAUGCACUGUGUGGCUGGGGAUGACAUGUAGCGCUCCUGGCCCGCACGCUUGUGCACGGCCACGGGGCUCCGUAUGUAUUGCAUUCGGUGAGACACAGAGUUCAAAUCUUGCACAGCUGAAGUCUGGCAUCUAUUCCAGACGUGGCACUGCAG